Messenger RNA from Fonsecaea erecta, 1059 nucleotides. RefSeq lists its product as hypothetical. Lineage: Eukaryota; Fungi; Ascomycota; Eurotiomycetes; Chaetothyriales; Herpotrichiellaceae. Bases 1 to 1059 code for a protein of 352 amino acids. The transcript has a single exon. The record is from RefSeq and is a predicted model, not a curated record.
AUGGCCGGCCGAAUUCUGCAGCGUGCGGGCAAAUACACCGUCACACUGCAGGAUCGCCAGGCAGACGACGACAUGUACACGGUUCGCAGAUCCAUGUCUCCCAGCAUCUUUGCAGACGUGGGAGCUCGAGAGGCGGGAAGAAGUUCUGACCGCCUCGCCAUCGUGGCCAACUGCUGCGACUACUCCGUGCGUAUGAACACGAAGAGACUACAAAACAGCCCCCUCAGCUUGAGCCUGGCCUUGCUAACGCUUUAUGUCCUCAACGGAGAGAUCCUCAUGAAUGGCGAAGGCGGUGGCAGCAGCAGCAGGGGCAACAACAUGGCUCCACUCAACAGGACCGUGUUCGACUUUCUCAAGACCCAGUCGCUCGACAGCUUCUCGCCGCCCAUCCGACAGCAGCUCACGUUCAUCAAGAGCUGCCGCUUAAUCCAGGUCCAACUGGUCAAAGACGGCAUCCAAACUCGCGGCCAUCUCUGGGAGAUCGGCCCCCAGAUUUCCGUGAAUGUCCGUCGCCGCGUGCCCCGGCAGUACAGGUCGGGAAGCGGCCUGAGUAAACACCACCGCCGGAGCCUGCACCAACUUCUGCUGCAGCUGCGGGCUGGUCGGUCCCGCAUGCGACAAGCAAGGCUUGCCUCGUAUCUCGAGGGCUUUCUCGACGAGGACGAAAACUGUGCCGGAGUCGACGAGCUGAGCUUCUCGCGGAAGUUUCAGACCUGGAUGGCCGGCGCCGUGGGCGAGGCCAUCGCGGACCCGGGGAAGGUGUUGCGUCUGGGCCGUCUCACCGACAAACGCCGCGACGUCGCGCAAGACGACUAUACCGGUAUCUUUGUCUUCGACGCCGACAGAGCGCCGGAAGGAGAGUACAUUUUCACGGCCUUCGAAGAUGGCAAGGACGAGGAGAUUGACAAGCACGUUGCUCUGGAGGUGGACGUGGGAGCGCUCAACCGGUCGGGGGUGCCUCUGUUGGAAGCACGGAGAUGGAUCAACGGGUUGGUUUUCUUCCACGGCCAUCGUAGGGGGGAUUUUAUCUUUCCCUGGCACCGGUCCUUGACAGUCUAG